Messenger RNA from Notechis scutatus (mainland tiger snake), 2629 nucleotides. Lineage: Eukaryota; Metazoa; Chordata; Lepidosauria; Squamata; Elapidae. The record is from RefSeq and is a predicted model, not a curated record.
GCAGGAGACCUUCGGCCAUUCCGGACAAGAGGCUGCCCAGUCUCUCCUGGAGACCCUCCCGGGAUGGAGCCCCCAGCGCUUCCGGGGGGGGUGCUGGGGGGGAGCCCUCCUUGCGAAGGGGGGGGGCUGAGGCCGCUUCUCUCCUCUCCCUCUGCAGGUCCAACCGGGACUGCCAGAUCGACCAGCAUCACCGCAACCAAUGCCAAUAUUGCCGGCUGAAGAAGUGUUUCCGCGUCGGCAUGAGGAAGGAAGCCGUCCAGAGGGGCCGGAUCCCGCCCAGCCACGCCAGCACCAGCCCCAACGCCGUGCAGAGCGGGGACUACUACAAUGGGCAGCCGGUCUCGGAGCUGAUCUCGCAGCUGCUGCGGGCCGAGCCCUAUCCCAGCGCCCGCUUCAGCUCCCAGUACGCCCAGCAGGGGGGCAGCGUGAUGGGCAUCGACAACAUCUGUGAGCUGGCCGCCCGGCUGCUCUUCAGCACGGUGGAGUGGGCGCGCAACAUCCCCUUCUUCCCGGAGCUGCCCGUCUCGGACCAGGUGGCGCUGCUGCGGCUCAGCUGGAGCGAGCUCUUCGUGCUCAACGCCGCCCAGUCAGCCCUGCCCCUCCACAUGGCGCCCCUGCUGGCUGCUGCCGGCUUCCACGCCGCCCCCAUGUCCGCCGACCGGGUGGUCUCCUUCAUGGACCAGAUCCGCGUCUUCCAGGACCAGGUGGAGAAGCUCAGCCGGCUGCAGGUGGACUCGGCCGAGUUCAGCUGCCUGAAGGCCAUCGCCCUCUUCACGCCAGACGCCUGCGGCCUCUCGGACCCGGCGCAUGUGGAGAGCCUCCAGGAGAAGGCGCAGGUGGCGCUGACGGAGUACGUCCGCUCGCAGUACCCCUCCCAGCCGCAGCGCUUUGGCCGGCUGCUCCUGCGGCUCCCUGCCCUGCGGGCCGUCCCGGCCUCGCUCAUCUCGCAGCUCUUCUUCAUGCGCCUGGUGGGCAAGACGCCCAUCGAGACCCUCAUCCGGGACAUGCUGCUCUCCGGCAGCUCCUUCAACUGGCCCUACGGGACGGGGCAGUGAGCCGGUGGACGGACGCUCUGCCCGCGGGCUGCUGCCCGGAGGUCCCUCGGCCCCCACCGAGACUUUGGAGGAGGGGCGCUUGGGCUUGCCUGGGACCCCUUGGGGAGGGGCCAGGCUGAAGAGGACCCCCUCCCCUGCGGCUGAGAACGAAGCCCGACCACCCCCAAUGCCAAGAGAGACCCUCCCCCCAGAGGUUGGACCCCUUGGCUUCGUCUGGUUCUCCCAGGUUGCACCACGCCGGCUGUCUCUGUGCCAUACGCAGCCAGAGGAGGAGGAGGAGGAAGAAGGCCUGGGGGGGGCAAGGGGGGCUCUGGACCCCUCCCCCUCCUGGUUGGCUCUUCCCAGCAUUCACAUCAGCACCUUGGAAGGGGCUCAGGGGUGGCUCCCUGGCUGUCUGGGCGGCCCUGGCAGGAGGGUCCGCCGUGUUACUGCCCCCCACUCAUUUCUGCCCUGGGGGUGGGGGGACGAGGGUCCUUUGCCCACACAGGUGGGCAAGUGGAGAGCGCUUGAAAAGGCCCCCCGGGUGGGAGGAGGGAGGGGGGCAGCUGCAAAGGGCCUCUUAAAGGAGGGGCCCCCUCGUGCCAGGCCCCCCCACUUGCAUGCUUUCCUCAUGCAGUUUCUGGCCCCAGGACCCCCGUGCCCCCCCCUCACAGAUUGCCCUCCCAUCCCUGGAGGGGAAUCAGCCAAGAGAAGGGGGCAAAUCGGGCCUGGCACUCGGGUCUUGGGGCAGCCAGGGGCAUCGGCAGAAUUGUGGCCCCUGCAGUGCUGGGUUUGGGCCCCCCGUCAGCCAGGGCCACACGGAGAGACGGUCCUGGGAAGCGGGUUGCCGAGAGAGGCGGGGAGUGCCCUGGCACGUGCCCCGGCCUGGAUCCUGGCCUUCCCCAGCGAUGCCCCUCCCUCCCUCCCCCGGGGGCCACGGGGCCUGUUGGGCAGGUUGGUUGCCCCCAUGGGCGAAUCCCCCUGAAGAAAACCCGGGUGGGAAGUGGGCCCUGCAGAUUCGAGGCUUGCUGCUCUUCUUCCUCGCCUGACCCCUGCCCGCAUUUUAAUUUCUGCCCCCCCCCCCAAAAAAGAGUCAGGCUGUGCCAGCUCCCACGUUUGUGAAGAUGCUAUGCAAAACGUUGGCCUGCAUGCGCCUGCCAUCCACACGUGGCCGCCCUCUCCUCCCCCGCCCUGGUGUCCCCGUGCCCACCGGAUGUCAGGUCGGCUCACAUCUGUUUGAUCACUUUGUGGCCUUUUUUCCUCCCCCCCUUUUUUUCUUUCUGCUCCCCCCUGCUCUCCCUUCUCCGUGUGUCUGUGUGUGUGUCUGUGUGUGUGUGUGUGUAUCCGACGGUCUCUUCAAAGAGCACGUGAUGGAGAUUCGCCAUGAAACCCGUUUUGCGGACAGAAGAAACUGAGGCCACACGGCCGGCUUUUCUUGUCGCCGAGAGUGGUAGGACUCGAUCUCAGGUCUCGGAAGUCUAAAGUACCGAUUGUAAUCUAUGCAAACUUUUCCUCUCUCUCUCUCUCUCUCUCUCUCUCCAAAUUCCAGAUCAAGGAAGCGCCACUUCUGUGCUUGGAAUAAAAAUAUUUGGGUA